AUGGCACAGCCAGCUUCUCUGGACAAAUUCCUGCGCCCUUUGACCACGUUUGUGAGCGAUUCACUCGAGGCUGCCCCGUUCCAGACCUUCCUUGUCCUCGUCCUCAUAUACAUGCUCUCUCUUCCCGUGAUCGGGUGGAUAAUGACAUUGUGGCCACUGUUUCCUUCCGACGAAGACAGUCCUCACAAGGUUUGCCCAACGUGCGGCAGUGUCGGCGGUACUGCAAACGAUGAGACGCAAAAUAAAAUCUCCAAGCCGGAGGUCAAUUGA
Molecule: messenger RNA, 270 nt
Organism: Penicillium atrosanguineum
Lineage: Eukaryota; Fungi; Ascomycota; Eurotiomycetes; Eurotiales; Aspergillaceae
Exons: 1
Coding region: 1-270 (89 amino acids)
Source: RefSeq, a predicted model, not a curated record